This is a messenger RNA of Chlamydomonas reinhardtii, 3774 nucleotides long. RefSeq lists its product as uncharacterized. The transcript is spliced from 19 exons. Gene Ontology annotation, molecular function: ATP binding; ABC-type protein transporter activity. Gene Ontology annotation, biological process: protein import; protein targeting. NCBI's taxonomy places the organism in Eukaryota, Viridiplantae, Chlorophyta, Chlorophyceae, Chlamydomonadales, Chlamydomonadaceae. Gene Ontology annotation, cellular component: membrane. The record is from RefSeq and is a predicted model, not a curated record. Bases 175 to 3264 code for a protein of 1029 amino acids.
CCCAAAUAGGCAUCGUAAUAGGCAUCGUGUUUACGUGGUUGCGUUCACUGCCUGGCCACCGUUUUGCUGCUUGCGUCAGAGUCGACCUCGGUUCGGCGCUCUAAACAGAAAAUCGACCUUGCUACCGUAGUAUUUGGGCUUUAGAUCCACUGCUUAUCAAAUCUAGGCUCAAGAAUGCAGCUGCUCGGUGGUCGGCAGUCUGUGGCGCACGGCCGUGCUGCCGGUUCGCGCCGCUCGGUGCCUCAGGCGCCCGCGCUUCCUCGCUCUCUGGGUCAGCCGGGUGCUGCUGAUGCGCUCUUGGGCCGCUCGGCGGGGCUCCGCACUGCGCCCGGUCUGAAGGCUCGCCGCUCCGCUCGCGGAGCUGUGCGCGUAGAGGCUUUCUUCAACAAGCUUUUUAAGACCGAUCCCUCGGCCGGUACUCGUAAUAAGUACCAGUCGCGUGUGGACCAGGUGAACGCUCUGGAGCCGGCCAUGCAGGCUCUGUCCGAUGACCAGCUGCGCGCUAAGACCACGGAGUUCAAGGAGCGCGUGAAGAAGGGCGAGUCGCUGGAGAGCAUUCUGCCGGAGGCAUUCGCGGUGGUGCGCGAGGGCUCCCGCCGCGUGCUGGGCCUGCGCCCCUUCGACGUGCAGCUCAUUGGCGGCAUGAUCCUGCACGAGGGCCAGAUUGCGGAGAUGCGCACCGGCGAGGGCAAGACGCUGGUGGCGGUGCUGCCCGCCUACCUGAACGCGCUGACGGGUCGCGGCGUGCACGUGGUGACGGUGAACGACUACCUGGCACGCCGUGACUCGGAGUGGGUGGGCCAGGUGCACCGCUUCCUGGGCCUGUCCGUGGGCCUAAUCCAGGCUGACCUGAAGCCCGAGGCGCGCCGCGCCGCCUACGCCUGCGACGUGACGUACGUGACCAACAGCGAGCUGGGCUUUGACUACCUGCGCGACAACCUGGCGGCGGCCCCCGCCGAGCUGGUGCUGCGUGAGGCCACGCCCUUCAACUUCUGCGUCAUUGAUGAGGUGGACUCCAUCCUCAUUGACGAGGCGCGCACGCCGCUCAUCAUCAGCGGCAUGAGCGACAAGCCCUCCACCAAGUACGUCAAGGCGCACAAGAUCGCGGACGCCUUGUCCCGCGACGUGCACUACACCGUGGACGAGAAGCAGAAGUCGGUGCUGCUGACGGAGGACGGAUACGAGGCGGUGGAAGACGUGCUGCAGGUGACUGACCUGUACGACCCGCGCACCCAGUGGGCCUCCUACAUCAUCAACGCGCUCAAGGCCAAGGAGCUGCAGAUCAAGAACGUCAACUACAUUGUCAAGGCCGGAGAGGUGAUCAUCGUGGACGAGUUCACUGGCCGCACCAUGCCCGGGCGCCGCUGGAGCGACGGCCUGCACCAGGCUGUGGAGGCCAAGGAGGGGCUGGAGAUCCAGAACGAGAACAUCACCCUGGCCUCCGUGUCCUACCAGGCCUUCUUCCGCGGCUUCCCCAAGCUGGCGGGUAUGACUGGUACCGCCGCCACCGAGGUGUCUGAGUUCGACUCCAUCUACAAGCUGCCUGUGGCCGUGGUGCCCACCAACCGCUCCAUCAGCCGCCAGGACAACCCGGAUGUGGUGUUCCGCCUGGAGCAGUACAAGUGGAAGGCGGUGGUCACGGAGGUGAAGCGCAUGCACAAGACCGGCCGGCCCGUGCUGGUGGGAACCACCAGUGUGGAGAAGAGCGAGAUCCUGUCGGCCAUGCUUCAGGAGGAGGGCAUCCGCCAUCAGGUGCUGAACGCCAAGCCCGAGAACGUGGAGCGUGAGUCCGAGAUUGUGGCGCAGAGCGGCCGCAAGGGCGCCGUCACCAUCUCCACGAACAUGGCCGGUCGCGGUACCGAUAUCCUGUUGGGCGGUAACGCCGACUACAUGGCCCGCCUGAAGCUGCGUGAGAUGCUAAUGCCCGAGGUGGUGACCAUCGUGGAGGACGACAACAACCCCUUCCGCGUGGGCAAGGACGGCAAGGCGCGCGUGCGCAACUGGGCCGCCAACCCCUCGCUUUUCCCCUGCGAGCUCAGUGCUAACACCAUGUCCAUGGCCAAGUCCGCUGUGACUGCGGCUGUGGCGGCGUGGGGCACGCGGCAGCUGUCGGAGCUGGAGGCGGAGGACCGGCUGUCCGUGGCGUGUGAGAAGGGACACACCGAGGACCCCGAGCUGCUCAAGCUGCGUGAGGCGUUCGGCGCCAUGCUGUCCGAGUACAAGGCGGUGACGGAGGUGGAGAAGGCCGAGGUGGUGGGGCUGGGCGGCCUGCACGUCAUCGGCACGGAGCGCCACGAGUCGCGCCGCAUCGACAACCAGCUGCGCGGCCGCUCCGGUCGCCAGGGCGACCCCGGCUCCACCCGCUUCUUCCUGUCUCUGGAGGACCCGCUGUUCCGCGUGUUCGGCGGCGACCGCAUCAAGGGCCUCAUGGUGGCCUUCCAGGUGGAGGACCUGCCCAUGGAGAGCUCCAUGCUCAGCGACGCGCUGGACACGGCGCAGAAGCGCGUGGAGGCCUACUUCUUCGACAUCCGCAAGAACCUGUUUGACUACGACCAGGUGGUCAACACGCAGCGCGACAAGAUCUACGCGGAGCGGCGCAAGGCGCUGCUGGCGCCCGACCUGGCGCAGAUGAUGCGCGAGUACGCGGAGAAGACCGCAGACGACAUCCUGGAGGCCAACGUGGACAAGUCCACGGAGCCGGCCGAGUGGAAGCUGGACAGCCUGGCCGCCAAGAUGGUGCAGUACUGCUACCUGCUGGAGGGUCUGACUGGCGACGAGCUGCUCAAGGUGGCCAACGAGAGCGGCUUCGAGGGCCUGCGCGUGCACCUGCACCGCGUGUGCGUGGACGCCUACGAGAAGAAGGUGCAGAUGGUGGACGCAGUGCAGCCGGGCCUGAUGGCGGAGGUGCAGAAGUUCUUCGUGCUCAGCCAGACCGACAGCCUUUGGAAGGAGCACCUGCAGGCCAUCAAGUUCCUGCAGCAGGCGGUGGGACUGCGCGGCUACGCCAGCAAGGAUCCGCUGACCGAGUUCAAGCUGGAGGGCUACAACCUGUUUGUGGACAUGACGGCGCAGAUCCGCCGCAACGUGAUCUACAACGUCUACAUGUUCCAGCCGCAGCGGAUUGUGCCGGUGGAGGAGGUGCAGCAGCAGGCGGCAGCGGCCGCGGCAGCCAACGGCAGCGCCAAUGGCAGCAGCAACGGGACAGCCAAGGAGGCGGAGACCGCCAAGAGUGGCGGCAAGCAGAAGGCCAAGGCCCGCGCAUAAGCGCUGGGCUUGCAGCAAUGUGUGUGUGUGUGUGUGUGUGUGUGUGUGUGUGUGUGUGUGUGUGUGUGUACGCGUGUGUUCGUUACGUUGAGGGGGUAUGGAGAUUGGUGUGUCCGCAACUUCGCUGCAACCGAAACAGCGGGUUGCGCUGCGGGAUAGCAUGAAGAAGGACUGAGGCAAGCUGAGUACAAGUUAACGUAACGUUACCGUAUGUUGAGGGGUGCAGGAGAGUUCACGGCUGUUUUGGUGGUGCUGACGGAGAGACUACGCCGUACGGUGCGAGCUGCAUUCACUGUGAUGCGAUGCUCUUCUUGUUGAUAGUACGGGCCCGAUUUUGAGUGCGGCGCACGGGCAUUAGGUGGUGCACAGCAGCACAGGAAGUAUGCACACAGAAGCGCAGGGAGAGGGCAGCCCCAAGAGAGUCGAGAGAGGCUGUCAGGUUGGCACAGGUUUGACAUGAUGGCAAACGCAAAGGCCAAUCAAGCAACUGUAUAACGACGACGAAACUCU